ACAUGAAAAAUGUUGAUUUAAUUGUUUUACGCGCAAUCACAACUCAACAAAAACGUUUGAGUUUAAGUAAUAAAAAACUUUAUCAUUUACCAUACAACAUUGGAUUUCUUAACUGGCUUGUAAUAUUAGAUCUACGUUCAAAUAAUUUAUCUGAUCUGCCAAUUCUACCAAAACAUCUACAAUCGAUUAAUUUAGGUCACAACUGGUUUACAACAAUACCUAAUUCUGUAUUUGAAUUGACGUCACUCAAAUCAAUCAGUAUGUAUAGCAAUCAACUUCAAUCUAUUCCAAGUACACUUUUCGAACGGUUGGUUAAUCUUGAAUACAUAAAUUUCAAUCAUAAUUGCAUUAAUGCACUAAAUGACUCAAUAUCCAAUUUAGCCCAUUUGAAAUACUUGUCGAGUUCUCAUAAUAAAUUGACGACACUACCAGAGUCAAUGUGUUCAAUGCUCAACAAAUUAGAAUAUUUAAAUCUAGGUUAUAAUCAUAUUUUGACAUUGCCCUUUAAUUUUGGUCUACUACAAAAUAUGAAAACACUUCUUUUACAUAAGAACUUUUUAACACGAUUACCUGAGGUAAGUAGUGUGAUAUUUAUUUAGAGAAUUUGGAUUUUAGACAUUCGGGCAACUGAAAUCACUAACAGUUUUAGACUUAGCUGGUAAUAACUUACAACUUUUACCAUCCAACGUAAGUCACUUUAUAAAAUGGGGUUAUUUUAUGAGACUACACUUUAUGAUGAAAUUCGCUUUUAUUACUAUUCAACAACUGCUGUAGAAUUACAAACAGUUAGCGAGACUAGUAUAUCUGUUUCAUCUUAGUACUGAACUUCUACGAAGUCUAAAUCCAUGACGCAUCAUAGAAUCGAAUCCAGAACAAUCACUAUUUAUUCUCACGACUAAGUCGAAGUAAACGGUAGUAAUUUUCAACUUAUGUCAAUCUAAAAUUUUACUUUAACAUCAUUUAGUGAGGAAUGAUAAAAGUUAGUAAUAUGAAUCGUUGCACUGGUUUGAAAGCACUGUGCUCUCCAUAACCCGGAAUGUCCUAGAUUUGAUUUUAUGUAGAGUUAAUAAUCUACAAUUCUAAGUAGUCCGACAACGAAGUAAUUGUCACAUAUAUACUUGUUCUUAAUCAUUCUCCAGAUGACGUCGGUUGAUGAUAAUAAAUGCUAACUUCAAACCCGAAUAAUCUUCAGUCAAAGUUCAGUCUGAAUAAAUUAUGUUUUGUUUUUCUAUAAUUCCAGUUUACACAGUUGAAAUUAAAAGAAUUCUACGCUGAAGCUAAUCCAUUCACACGAAACGAUUUAUUUACUUCAACGUAUAAAGAAAAUGUUUUAACAUUGAAAGUAGACUGUUUGAUAUUCCCUUUAUUUUGAUGCAAAAAUUUUUUCAUAUAGGAAAUUGUCUUACGAAAAUUAUCCCGUUUAGGAUUUAUUGAGUAAUAUUUAACUUUAUCUAAAAUGUAUUAUUCAUAUUUUUAGUAUUGGUGUUAGCAAUCCUUGGUUAGAAAGUGUUAUAGGAUCAAAACAAUGGCAAACAGCUGGAUUUUGUGCUCUAUGUAAAAACCCAUUUGUAACUUGGUGGUUAGAAAGUGUCCGAUUUGCCAAUCGUAAAGAAUUAAUUAUCUCUAAAAAAUCUCAGUUGAACAAAGCAUCUCCAGAAGUAUUAUAUCCGUUAAGGACUUUGUUUUGCAGUUAUCACUGCUUAAGUUCAAGCGGAAAUUGUUACGAAUUAAGUGUUGGUUAAUGUUUUGUCGUAACGAAUUUACUCCUAGUGAUGACGAAGAAAAUUUCAAGCUCAGAAGGAAGAUUUAGAGUGAUGUGUACAAUUGAACUGGAUGCUUUAUUCAUCAUUAAAUUCUUCUAUAAUAUGUAACUUGUUUCUAAAGUAUGUGCUGAUGUUAUUGUCCAGAAAGACACUGAAAACUUUAUAACUAAGUCAUACAACUCAUUGAACACAACACUUUCAAAUUACUGUCAGUGAUACCAUUCGUGACAUUAUCUUUCAUUGUCCCCUUUUCGAGAAAAUUUCAAUUCAUGGAACCAAGAUUUAAUCUCAUGGUUUCUUUAUCUCAGUCAUUAGUUUAUUCCAAAUGUAAUCACUACUUUACAAGUUAUUUUAUUUAUAAUUCCGAUUAUGUGUUUCAAGUUUUCCAGAGCUUCUUCUCCCAAAAUGCUUCCUUUUUAAAAAAAAUUAACACAUAGUAAGAAUGAAUAAAAUUAGUUUUAAAAAAAUUAAUAAACAAAAAUAGAUGUAAUAUAACUACUUAUAUAUAUAUGAACACCAAAUUUAACUUUUUUGAAAAAAGAUUGUUAAUUAAAACAAAAUACAAAUCCC
This is a messenger RNA of Schistosoma intercalatum, 2333 nucleotides long. NCBI's taxonomy places the organism in Eukaryota, Metazoa, Platyhelminthes, Trematoda, Strigeidida, Schistosomatidae. The record is from the annotation of a GenBank genome assembly.